AUGCCAUUGGUGAAUCACAGACAGCGCCCCAAGAAAGAACCUAAAAGUCCUACAAAGAACAAGGCGUCAAAAAACCCUCAAACUACAAAGCUCAAUUUUGAAAAAUUUGACAGGGUUAAUCUUGAUAUGUUCAACGUCAAGCCCUCUCAACGCUCUUCAACCCCUAGAACAUAUACCAACGAUGAUGAUGGUGUGAAUGAAUUGUCGUCAAGUAAGAGUUCAAGAGCUCCCAAAGAACAAAAGAAGACCGUGAAGAAAGGAAGAAAAUCAACUACUUCAUAUGAUCAGAGUUCAAGUCCUAGAACACCUUCAAAGAAAUUGGACACUUUAACCAUAGGUUCAAAUAGCCCAGAUAGCUCUCCUCUUGCCUCAGAUUCUAGGAAGAACCUGUCUAAAUCUCUUGAUAGUCUCACCAAAAAAGACACUGCUGCUAGUGAUGAAGAGGACAUCAAAAUAAUCAGUCAUCAUAAACCACAAACUCAAUCCUCAAACCACAGCUAUAAUCAAGAAGAAUUAGAUGAAAGGCAAGCUGCUAUCAAAGAAACAGAAGAUCAGAUCAGAAUCUUGAUUACGAAACCAAUUACCCUUGAGGAAAAGAUCAAAAUUUUGAAGAAGGACGAAGAAGAACACGAUAGGCAGUUUGAACAAAGUAGACGUUUCCAACCAAGUCUUCAAGAGAUGUUUGGCUUGGGUGAUAUUGGUAUGGUUUACGUAGAGCCAGAUCCAGAAAUCAAUGAAGAAUAUGUAAAGAAAUACGAAUCUGAAAAUGGUAAAAUUUCACAUCAUGUUCCUAUAAUUGAAUUUGAAUUAUUUGAAGGAAUAGAAGUGGCAAGUGUUUCAUCAAGGAGACCCGGUGAUUGUGAAUAUUUAGAGCGUCAAUAUUCAGUGAGAACUAUUGAGCAAGUUUUAGAAUUAACCGUUAAUGACAUUAUAAGAGAGAAAUAUCUUAUUUACAUCAAAAAUGUUAAAAUUAACCCAAAAUUCAUAAGAGAUACUGAGCGCCAUUUGAAGACUUUUCUCAACACGAAUAUUUACAAAGGAUGUCCAAAUGAUGGUAAAAAACUUGACGGUAAUUUCAAUUAUUGUGAAAAAUGCGGGCGUACAGUUAAACCAAAGGACCAUUUCAAGCUUAAAUUAGAGUUUUAUUCAAUCACAAAUCCUCAAUCAAAAUUAAAGGUAACUGUAUUUAAUGAUGUUGUGGAGAAAGAAAUAUUUCCAUGGGCCGAGUUAUCUGCUAAGAAUAUCAAUAUUGGACUUCAAGGAGAUAAUUUGAAAUAUUUAGAAAAAUUAAAGCCAUAUUUUGAAGAUUGUGCUUUUGAUAUUAUGAUGACAACAAAAAAAUUUAAAUCGUAUGGGAGGGAAAUAUUAUCUCAUACGUUGGAUCAUAUGGAACGCGUUUCUUGA
This is a messenger RNA of Hansenula ciferrii, 1404 nucleotides long. RefSeq names its product putative G-protein coupled receptor. The record is from RefSeq and is a predicted model, not a curated record. Lineage: Eukaryota; Fungi; Ascomycota; Saccharomycetes; Phaffomycetales; Wickerhamomycetaceae. The coding region runs from base 1 to 1404 and encodes 467 amino acids. The transcript has a single exon.